Molecule: messenger RNA, 1620 nt
Organism: Emys orbicularis (European pond turtle)
Lineage: Eukaryota; Metazoa; Chordata; Testudines; Emydidae
Gene: AGXT2
Product: alanine--glyoxylate aminotransferase 2
Exons: 14
Coding region: 1-1620 (539 amino acids)
Biological process (GO): glyoxylate catabolic process
Cellular component (GO): mitochondrion
Molecular function (GO): L-alanine:glyoxylate transaminase activity; pyridoxal phosphate binding
Source: RefSeq, a predicted model, not a curated record
AUGGGUCGGAAAUUAAGCAGGCGCCUCCGCUCCCCGCAUUGGUGGGCUCGGCCACGGCCCAUCCCAUCCCUUCCCACAGCAAAGUUCACUACCCCGAGCAUGGCCAGGGCGCUCGGGCGGUUCGGCCCGCUCUGGGCCGGGGGCAGGAGGCGACACCCCGGGAGCGAUACACUUACACAGCAGGAAUUGAAAAGCUCUUUCUCCAUGCAAGCAAAAAUGCCUCCUUGUGACUUUUCACCUGAAGAAUAUGAGUCCUAUUCCUAUGAGCGUAUGCUGAAGAUCCGCAAACAGAAUCUGUCUCCAUCACUGAAAAUGUACUACAAGAAACCACUGCUGCUACAUCAGGGACAUAUGCAGUGGCUGUUUGAUUAUGAGGGACGAAGGUACCUUGAUCUCUUUGCUGGAAUUGUUACUGUCAGUGUUGGUCACUGUCACCCGAAGGUAACUGCAGCUGCCCAAAAACAGCUUGGUCGUCUGUGGCAUACAACCAACGUCUACGUGCAUCCAUCAAUCCAGGAAUAUGUGGAAAAACUAACAGCACUUCUCCCUGAUCCACUUAAGGUGGUUUACCUGACUAACAGUGGGUCAGAAGCCAAUGAUUUGGCUAUGUUCAUGGCAAGGGUUUAUACUCGUAACUUUGACCUCAUCUGUUUCAGAGGAGGAUACCACGGAGCCAGUCCAUACGCACUGGGCUUGACGUCCAUUGGCUCUUAUAAGAAUGGUGUCGCCAAUGGGUUUGGCUGCCAAACAACAAUGUUACCAGAUGUUUUUCAUGGUCCUUGGGGAGGAAGCCAUUGCCGAGAUUCUCUGGUGCAAACUAUUCGGAAAUGCAGCUGUUCUCAAGGCUGUUGUGAAGCAAACGACCAGUACAUUGAACAGUUCAAAGACACUCUGAGUACUUGUGUGCCAAAGGCAAUAGCUGGGUUUAUCGCUGAGCCAAUUCAAGGUGUUAAUGGAGCCAUUCAGUAUCCUAAAAGAUUUCUAAAGGAAGCUUUUCAGCUAGUGCGUGAAAGAGGAGGCGUCUGUAUUGCAGAUGAAGUCCAGACAGGGUUUGGACGAACUGGCAGCCAUUUCUGGGGAUUUCAAACACAUGGUGUAGUCCCUGACAUUGUUACUAUGGCAAAAGGAAUUGGUAAUGGCUUUCCAAUGGCAGCUGUCGUAACCACACCAGAGAUUGCAAAUUCAUUGGCUCAGAACCUUCAUUUUAACACAUUUGGAGGAAACCCUAUGGCCUGUGUAGUUGGAUCUGCAGUUCUUGAUGCUAUUGCAGAAGACGGUCUACAAAAGAACAGCGAAGAAGUGGGGGCUUACAUGCUAUUGGAGUUUGCUAAACUGAGAGAGAAGUUUGAGAUCAUUGGAGAUGUCCGUGGCAAAGGCCUUAUGAUUGGGAUAGAAAUGGUGAAGAAUAAGGACAGUCGUCAACCUCUUCCAGAUGAAGAGAUGAGUCCGAUCUGGGAAGAUUGCAAAGACAUGGGAGUAUUGAUUGGCAGGGGUGGAAUUUAUAAUCAGACAUUUAGAGUUAAACCUCCAAUGUGCAUUACUAAACAAGAUGCAGCCUUUGCAGUGGAAGUAUUUCAUGCUGCACUAAUGAGACAUUUGGAAAGAACAGCUGCAAAUUAG